Messenger RNA from Myxozyma melibiosi, 1061 nucleotides. RefSeq lists its product as uncharacterized. The transcript has 3 exons. NCBI's taxonomy places the organism in Eukaryota, Fungi, Ascomycota, Lipomycetes, Lipomycetales, Lipomycetaceae. Bases 320 to 856 code for a protein of 178 amino acids. The record is from RefSeq and is a predicted model, not a curated record.
ACGCCUCAUCCUCUCUCACCCACACUCAGCAGCCCGCCACAUUCGCCAGCGUAUCUCCGCAUAUCAAACAAGCUUCUGCACACCCUGCAGCACGUCUGCGUUGGCGCCUGCUUUACCCGCGCGCGCAGCGCUGCUGUUGUUUACAUUUCCGCUGCUAAUGCUCGCUUCGAGUCGGCGGAGAUCUCGGCUGGCGGUGCGGCGCAAGAAAUAAAUUAAGUCCCUCGCUCUCUGUUCUCUCUCCGCUUUUUCCUCUUCUUCCUCUUCGUCUUCUUCUCUUCCUCUUCUCUUGGUCUCGUUUCCUUCUACUUGUAAUACCUGCAUGAUGCUACAGGCCGGGUUCCAGAUGGCUCCGUCUACGAGAGAAUUCGCGCGCCAGCACCACGCUGCCUCCUUCUCCACGUUUUCCGCCUCGUCCACCGCCCCGGCAAGUCCGCCCCACUCUACCACCACAACCACCAGCAGCGGCGGCUGGUCCGCCAGCAGAAAGUCACAUAUCAACAUUAACUAUGAGAGCACCUACUCUGCGCGACGCGUGCCUUCCCCGCCCGCCUCGCCGCCGGUGCCGAAUCCCGCCCAGAUCGAGCAUCUGAUCCGGUUAUUUAAGGAUAGCAUGCGCAUGUACCUCACCGCACGCAGAGCGCUCGAUCGCGAGCUGGAGCGGCAGAUCUCACUUAUGGUUGACGUUGACCCAAAUUGCGAGGACGAGAAGCGCAGGCGCCAGUUACAGACAAAUCUUCGCAGGGCAGAGGCAUUUGUCACCAAAUAUGUCAUGAUCCUCUCCAAGCUGUCGGUUGAUACAAAUUCCAUUCCUCUCUCCGCUCCUUCUUCACGAGCGCCUUCCCCACAACGUAUCUAAUUAAUCUCUCCCGACCUAUCCCGGUCUCUACUCAUUCCCUUUUUACGACUUUAUGACUGGUCUAUUCUCUUGUUUAUGUAAAAGUUCUCUCUAAGUCUUAUGGUGUUGGUUUCCGAUCGUUUUUCAUGUGUUGUGUUCGGCGUUGGGUUAUUCACGAUUUCAUUUUAUCCGGUCUUUUGCAUGGCUUUCUUUUCUCGUUGCACAU